AUGUCCGCUGCAUCGGAUUCAUUCUCAAGGGACGUUGAGAAAUAUGCCGCCACAACAGACAACCACACUGGAGAAUAUCCAGAGAGGAUGGCAACAACUCAAAGCAGAGGGACAUCUUUCAAAUACGACAGGAACAAUAUUUAUAUCAACGAGGUUCCAAUAAAUAAGGACGAUUUUCUGUAUGCGUUCGGUGGCAAUCUAACCGUUGGUAAAAGAAAGGUCCAACCACAAGCUUCCCAAUACGGAGAUCCGGUUCCUGCAGGUUUAGCAGCAUUCAGUUGCACUGUUCUGACUCUCGGUCUUACAGAGAUGCACGCAAGAGGUGUUACGCUUGCGAACACGUUGAUUGGUGCUCUUUUAACCACGAGUGGUCUCGUGGAUAUCAUUGUCGGGGUUUUAUGCUUUGUUGUUGGAAACACUUGGGCUAGUUGUACUUUCCUUAUGUUUGGCGGAUUCUGGUCUUCAUAUGCAUUCCUUUUAAUAAAUAUCGGUGGAAUAUUGGAGGCAUAUCCAACAACUACAGAAUAUGGCCAAGGUAUCGCCCUUUUCUUCCUUCCUUGGGCCAUAUUUACGUUCUGUCUUUGGGCUUGUACUUGGAAAUCCACAUGGCCACUUUCCUCUCUGAUGUUUUGCAUUUGGUUCUUUAUUCUACUUUUCGUUAUCGGCCAAUUCAUUGGAUCAGUCAAAGUCUACAAGGCUGGUGGUUUCUUCUGUAUACUGUCUGGAGUUCUAGGCUUCUUUAACAUGUUUGCUGGUUUAGCUGAUAAGUCGAAUUCUUAUUUCAUUGUUAAACCAUGGUUUAUGCCACAUGCCGCCAGACCAGCUGCCGAAACCAGUGAUGAACCUGAUGAGGCAAAAGAGGAUUGA
Messenger RNA from Brettanomyces bruxellensis, 867 nucleotides. RefSeq lists its product as uncharacterized. NCBI's taxonomy places the organism in Eukaryota, Fungi, Ascomycota, Pichiomycetes, Pichiales, Pichiaceae. Bases 1 to 867 code for a protein of 288 amino acids. The record is from RefSeq and is a predicted model, not a curated record. The transcript has a single exon. Gene Ontology annotation, cellular component: plasma membrane. Gene Ontology annotation, molecular function: acetate transmembrane transporter activity.